GAAGGAGAGAGGAAAUCUAAUGAUUGUUGUGUGUUUGUGCCUUUGUGUGUAGUGGGAUGACGACAGUUCAUGUACAGCUGGGAGGAGGCAGUAGUGCUGGCAGCUGUUCCUGCAUCUUGGGGGUUUCAUUUCAGCUUUUUCUGUUUCUGAGUGGUUGGCCUGCUUUUGUGUGAGUGUGCAGGGAGUUUCUGGUGUGAUGGAACAAAAAGUUAGUUUCCCUUUUCUGCAUCAGGCAGCGUGAAAGCAAAGUGGAAGAGUGUGGACCAACAAGAGGAGCAAGAAGGCAGGAAGAUAAUCUAAAGGAAGAGAAAGAUGGCUGCGGUUGUUGCUGGCUUGGCUCGGUUGCUUCAGCCUGCCAUGGCACUCCCCGGAGGCGGAUCUGGUGGCCAAGGCUUAGCCCCCUGGUACCUCCUUCUGGGUCUUCGUCUGGUUGCCCUUUUUAUUGCUGACGGACCUUGGUCCUCUACCCAGCCUGACCUGGCCUGCAACUGGACCCUGGCAGAUGUGAACGCCCAGCCAUUCUGCAGUGCCCUCUGCUUCAACCAGCACUUCUCUUCGCCGGUGUCCUCCAUGUGGGGGUUUGCCUUUCUGGCUGCCCUGCUUCCGGUGGGUCUUAUGAAGCUCAUAAGGGCUGGGCAGAAGCACGAGAGGAAGGUUGCAAGGGCAGCAGAUGAGGAACUGACAGAUAGCAUUGGCCUGAGACAAAAUAUGGCUGCUGGAAUCAAAACUGCUGCAGGAUCUGCUCCAACACCCACCAUGACUGCCUUCAAAACUGACCCACCCUCCUUGGAGACCAAGACUCCUUGUACCUGGCGUUCGGUGGCCUUUGUCUUCUGUGUCAUUCUCCUCUUGGCGAUGGAGGUGUGCUUCCUCUGGGCUGUGAUACUUCUGCAGCUCCCAUCAGUGUCUGAAACCACCUUCUUGUGUCUUCCAGGAGCGCAGACAUGUCCCAAGGCACUUGAAUGUGCAGUGGCAGGGCAGGCUGACAAGCAGGUGGCGUUGUGGGCCUUGGCUUUCACAGCAAUAGUUGACAUAGCUGCUUGCCUUACCUACCUUUUCCUCAAAGCAGUGAGACUUUCCCCGUGCCAUAGAAAAUAACCAAGCCAACAGAGGAAACUGUUAGAAAAAGCAGAACGUGGAAAACACCAUUAUGGGUUGUGACACACAAAAACAAUGGAAGUGGUAGAUUAUUCAAAGAUAUCUGCUCUUUGGACUCAGUUUAGUGAAAGAUUCUCAAAGGUCUGGACUUAUCAGGUCCAAUAUAUUCAAAUCUUCUGUUUUUGUACAUUCUUCCUUUUCACUUCAUGACCUUCUUUCCUUUCUUCCUUGGUUUUGUUUUAAAUGACUGGUUGACUUUUGUGAAUCCUAAGAAGCUCAACUACUUAGGGGAGUCUGCCCCAAAAGCGUGAUAUAAAUAUGAACAGAUUUGGUCAUCUAGGGGGAAGCUAGGGCAGAAUUCAGUUUCCAAUGUAGUUCUGGAGGCCAUAUUCUGGUGGUACUUGGAGCCAGAGUCAAGAGGGUGAAGCCAAAACAAUUGUUAUGUGCCUUAAAAUAAUUUCCCACGUAUGGCGAUGCUAUCACAGGGUUUUUUGGGGGCGCAAGAUUUGGUCAGAAGAGGUUUGCCAUUGGGGUCCUCUGAGGCUGAGAGUGUGUGACUUGUCCAAGGUGGACUUUAUGGUUGAGCAGGAAUUCAAACCCUGCUGUCUGUCAUUCAAAGCAUUACACAAUGUUGGCUCAUCUAGCCAAAACAAUACCAGCAUUUCUUUUUCUGCAUAGUUCUUGCUGCCAAUUGUUAAGCCUUUGGAAAGGUGUUUUAAUCUUUUAGCAUGGGAAAAACCCAUAUGAAUGUUAGAAACCACCAGACUGUUGAACCAUGAGGAAGGAGGCAUUCAAAACACCUGGAGAGAAUGGAUCCAUAUGCAGAGUCUAAGAAUCCCCACCCCGGACUGAAAAAUGGAAAGUAAAAGCUGCAUUUGGGGUCUCCAGCAGUGUCACCAAUUUAUGAGCCACAGUGGUGCAAUGGCUGCCGGCUGGACUGCUGACCUGAAGGUUGGGUUGCUGACCUGAAUGUUGCCGGUUUGAAUCCGCGAGGCGGGGUGACCUCCCGUCUGUCAGUUCUAGCUUGCGGGGACAUGAGAGAAGCCUCCCAGGAGGAUAGUAACACAUCAGGGCAUCCCCUGGGCAACGUCUCUGUAGAUGGCCAAUUCUCUCACACCAGAAGCAACUUGUAGUAUAUUCUCUAGUCGCUUCUGACAUGAUACAAAAAAACUCAGUUUAUCAAAAUAGAAUUAAGCGCAGUGGUUGAUUCAUCCAAACCAGUUGUUAAAAUUUGUCGGGUUUCCUAAACCACUUGUUGUGGGGACAGAAAAUGAAAAGCUUCCCUGCAGCCGUCCCUCUUCGACUGUCACAUGCUUUGAUUUAUUCCUAGCCUCUGUGUCCGGCAUCUGCAGCAGUGAGCCAAAAGCUUUCCCCUGCCAGCCUUUUCAAUGCAUGUGGACAGGAAGAGGAGAAAAGAGUCAGUUGCAGCCUCCCUUUGGGGAAGGAAAUGGCAUCAGGAAAGAAGAAAUUGUGAGAACAAUAGAAAGAGAGAAAGAAAAGGUAACCCAGAAAGAUGCCUGGCCCUGAUCCCUCCUUUCCUGUUUGUUGCAGGCAAGUGCACAUCCACAUAUUUUUUCAAAUGAUGAACCACACAAUUCAAAUAUUUUGGUUGACAUGUACAUAUUUUGGGGAACACAUUAUAGAACACGUUUGUUAUUAUUCUUAGUGAAUAAGAGAUGAUACCGCAGGAUUUACAAUCUGGAAGUAGCUUACAACAAGUUUCAACUGUACCUAAAUUCCAAAUGAAAUGCAGACAAUAAUUUCUGGGUGAUGUAGCUAUAGCCAUGUGUUUUCAGUAAAAUUAACACAUUGCCCACAUUCAUGAAUUAACACGAUGCAGCUAUUUUUGUCUUUAUGAUCCACCCACACAUAAAAAUAUGGGAUCUUUUGGCAUCUUGUCCAGGCUGUUCUUGUUGUUCCAUAACUUUAGGUCAUUAAUAACUUAUGGCAAAAUAAGGCAAAUCUAUCAUGGGCCAUUCCGGGGCUGAGAGUGUGUGGCUUGCCCAGGUCACUCCAUGGGUUUCAAUAGCAAGUCAAAUCAUAGUGCAAUGCUCAAAUAGCUACACCAUGCUGUUUUUGUUAAUGUAGUUUUUUAACUGUUAUUUUAAUUGUAUUACUAUUGUAUUCUUCUGCCAACCUAGCAGUUCGAAAACAUGCCAAUGUGAGUAGAUCAAUAGGUACUGCUCCGGCGGGAAGGUAACAGCGCUCCAUGCAGUCAUGGGAAACCUAAACGUCAGGGGAAACCUUUACAUUUUACUAUUGUAUUAUUAUUGUUUUUAAUGCUUUCUGACACUGAAUAUUGAGUUGUAUUUUAACUUUUGUAUUUUUUUUUUUGCAUUUGUAUUGUUCCAUGUUGCUAUUAGCUGCUUUGAGUCCCUAUAUCAGGAGAAAGGCAAAAUAGAAAAUAAAUAAAUUCUUGUACAGUUUCUAGAAAAGGAAAA
Anolis carolinensis (green anole) is the source of this 3539-nucleotide messenger RNA. RefSeq lists its product as uncharacterized. The record is from RefSeq and is a predicted model, not a curated record. Bases 313 to 1098 code for a protein of 261 amino acids. The transcript is spliced from 2 exons. Lineage: Eukaryota; Metazoa; Chordata; Lepidosauria; Squamata; Anolidae.